AUGGCGCUGAAUUUGGAAGACGUACUGAAACAACUCGGAUGGAGCGAUGGAUUUCAAAUACCGAUCGCCAAUGCGGAAAACAAAAUUCUCGAAGAGGAAUUGGCCAAGUUGAGUUUCAGGAAACAAAGAGGUCGAACGAAUUUGGAUGUCGUAUCUGCCAGAUUGAACGCCAUCAACGAUCAUCUGAAGUUUGUCAACCAGGAAAGUGAUCAAACACAGAAACUGAUCAAUACCCACAAGGAGCAGUUGGAAACCCUAGAACAUGUAUUUUGCAACACGAGAACCGAUAACCGAAAUGCACAGCACGCAUUCAAAAUGUCUGUCCAACAAUUGAAAGAAGCUGAGUACGCCCAAAACGAGAAAAAAACCGAGCUCCAAAAGCUAAUAAUGAAGGCCGACAAACUCAAAGCAGAAAUGGACUGGGACUCGGAGGCGUUGAAAGCUUGGGACGAAGCUCUGAAGAAAAGAGACGAAGACAUCGAACUGCUGAGGAAGUUCUUCAAAGACGACGACAGAAAAUUCAACCAAUUAGAAGCCAGACGGCAACAUCUCAAAGCCGAAUUGGUUUCUGUUCAAGAAAAGAUCGAAAAAAUCGCCUCUAAUUAUCACAACGCCGAACAGAUGGUUGAAAGAUCGGGUAAGGUAAUUAAACAAUUGAGCAACGAAAGGGAGGCGUUGAUCAAUCAAUGGAAGAACACCGUAGGGAUGUUGCAACAGCGCGAUAGCGACAUUAUGCGCGCUCAGGAGGACCUGGGCCACGUGAACGAGGUCCUCCAGAAGGCGGAAGAUAAAUUGAAUACGGAAAAGAAAUUCCUGGCCAAUGAAAAGAAGAAUAAUAAAGAGUUGGAAAUGGAAAUUUUGGAAGCGAACGAUAUCAGCACUAGGUAUAGGAAGGAAUUGGCUGAUUUGUAUCAUUACUUGAUGACAAAUCAAACGGCGCUCCAAGCCCUCAAACGGCAAAUGGGUAAAGUAGCCCUCGAUUUGAACAACGAACGUAUCAAAUACAAAAGACUUGAGGAACUAUACGAGGAGAAGAAAAAUUUCUGUCAAGAAUUUUCGGAUAAUUUGAUCAAACUAAACGAAAAACUCGAGGAGGUCAGAAAUUCCGCCAUGACGUCCGAGCAGAGAGUCAACAAUAUGGAGAACAUGAUCUCGCACGAAGAAAUGGCUUACAACCAGCGACUAAUAGAUAUAGAGAAAAUUAAUGGGGAAAUCUUUAGAUCUGAGCAACUACUGAAAGACCAAGUCUCUAUAGCGAGCAACUUGGAAAUUGAAAUUAAUUUGUCGGUCUGCACUUCGAAUCAAUUGAGAAAACUUAUCAAUAUUGAAAGAAAAGAUUUGGACAAAAUUAAAGUGGUCGUCUACGAAAUGGAAUACAGAAUAGACGAAUGCGAAAGAAAAUUACUGGAAAUGGCAGAAGCGCAAAAGCAGGAAGUUCCAGAAGAAAUACAAAUGAAGAUUCAAGAUUUGGAAAAAUCACUGGCGGAACACAGAGAGGUUCAACAUUCGCUGCAAAGCCAAGUGGAUAGACUGCGCGAAGAGAUGCGUCGACUGGCAGUCGUCUUAACGGCGGACAAAGACGUACUUGAAAGUUUGCAAAAUAAGUGCGAAAACUACUUGCUCAUAUUCGAUAUAAGCAAGAAACAAAUUAUCGCCGCCAAAAAGUCUUUGCAAGAGAAACAGGUGGAAGAGAAUAUGAUGAAAUUGAGAAUCAGCCAUAUCGAAAAGGAUAAGCAAAAGGAAGAGAAACACAUAUUUAAUUUGGAAAAGUUGAGGCUUAAUCUCGAACAGGCGAUGAAAGAGAGACAAAUAGAAAUCAACGCCCAAAAGCAAAUCCUGUUGAUCAAAAAGCGCAGCCUCGAAGAGGACAAGGGCCGACUGAGAGGAGACGUGGCCGUCAGAAAGUUGAGAAUCGAACAGUACCAGAAAAAAUACGAUCUGGCCAUCUCCGGCUUAGGGAAAGACGACGACGGCCAGCCUCUGACUUUGGCUACCAUCAAGAUCAAGAACGCACAGGAGAAGUUCUUUUUGCAGGAAGAAGGCGAUACGCUGGACAACAAGAUCAAAACCACGGAAAAGGAGAUCGUAGCGUUGGAAAAUACUUUGAAGAUUAUCAAUUUGACCAAUGCUUCGUUUAAGACUAACCUGGCUCCGGUGACUGAUACUGAUCCCGAGGUCGAAGAAUUGCACGUAUUAGAACAGGAGUUAAGAGAAACUUUCGAAGAAUUAAAAAAGUAUCGUAGCGAACUCAGCGUCAAGGAAGCCGAACUCGAAGAGACCCGAAAACAUUUAAAAACCACCGAAGAAGAUCUUCACCUCAGUAAAGAAGAGGUCCACAAUAUGGAAGAGGAGACGGUACUAGUAAGAAAACAGGAAUUAGAUAAAGAAGAGAAGCUUAAAAGGGUAGAAUGCGAAUUGAAGAGGUUGUAUAAGCAGCUUAAGAACAAGAACAAGAAAGAUCUCUAUAAAUACAAUAGAGAUUUCGAGAUACGUCACUUACAAGAGACCAACAAAAAAGUUCUAUACCAGCUUCGUGAAUUUUCGAUGAACUUUCCGAACAUGACGCCGGUCAUCGCUAGAUGUCUAUCAGAGCACAAUCUUGAAAUGCCCGAAAACAAACCGACGCCCAGUUCAUAUUCGACGUUGUCGACGCCGAAGAGUUGUUCAUCUUCCGAUCACGAACAACUUAAUACACAGAGGACCAGCGUGACGUUCAAUUCGGACAAAUCUCAGCAAGUUUCGGUCACGAGAGUUACCUUGGGUUUUUAG
Messenger RNA from Psylliodes chrysocephalus, 2769 nucleotides. Lineage: Eukaryota; Metazoa; Arthropoda; Insecta; Coleoptera; Chrysomelidae. The record is from the annotation of a GenBank genome assembly.